CUUUGAAGUUAUGAAGCAUUUUCAAAUGACUGACGUGUAAAACUCAAAGCUAUAAUGGGCCAAUCACAAGAAACAAAAAUGACGUAAUGAGCAAGUCAUGCAGAACAUGCAACCGGUGCCAAGCGCGGGAAACCAUGCGGCCUCCGCGCUUGGGAGUGGUUAGAUGCAUGGUUUUCGGCGCCUAGUCCUGGGAGUCCUGCUACGGUAUGGUUUGCUCCUGAAGCAUGCCUGGGGUGAUGAUCACUCUGUGAAUAUCUUUAUUUCAAGGCAUUUAUAGCAUUCAUAAUUUGGAACAAGAACGCUAACAAGAAACCAGUCUCUUAGGCUCUUGCUGCAUUUAAAAUAUAGAAAAAAAUGUCCGCCAAAAACUGGGACUCGAUUUCUUCUUGCGAAACGAAAGUAUUUUUAAGCCUGGUUUUCAAAGCUCCACGGAAGAAAAAGCGUUGAUAUUGAUUCUAUACUUCCCUCUUUCUACUCAUGCAGGGCUGCUUGACUUUAUUUACGUUAUUGUAUUGUUACAGGCUACCAGUAAACGAGUCCGCCGUGACAACCCCAGCAACUCAAGCCUCAACACAUGCACUUUACAUAUUGCUGCUGAUUACACAUUUUUCAAGCACGUGGGCUCAGGUUCUGAGAGCGCCACUGUAGCAGAGAUGGCGUAUCACGUGGCAAUGACAGACAAAGCAUUUAGGGCAACAGACUUCAACCAAGAUGGAGGGCCUGGAGAUGAUAUCGGAUUUGUCAUAGCAGCGGUUACUGUGUUUAAGGAUGCGGAAUCAGAAGGCUCCUUAGAAAGUCCACAAAACAUCGGUAGCUUGGAUUAUUUGAUUAAAUGGAGUGAGCUAGAUCACAGCGCCUACUGCUUAUCUCUGCUGUUUACCUACCGAGAUUUCUCUGGUGGAGUUUUGGGAAUAGCCUGGGUAGCGCAGCCCGAACCUAGAGUACUUGGAGGAAUAUGUUCCCCGAGAGUCUUCCUGCAAGAGAGAGGCCAACUAAUGAGCUUCAACACUGCACUGGCGACUUUUCUGAAUUUUGGCCGCAGGGUACCCAGAAAAGUUUCAACGAUAACAGUUAUGCACGAGUUUGGUCACAACUUUGGGUCCGGGCAUGACCCAGACACAUGUAAAUGUUCACCAGGCGGAAGUGAUGGCAACUUUGUCAUGUAUUCACGAGCAAGCGACGGACAUGAACCCAACAACUUCCUGUUUUCUCCAUGUAGCAAACAGGAAAUAUCGCCCGUAAUCUCUUCGAAAGGACAGGAGUGUUUCAUUGCUCAUAGCAGUGGCUCGUACUGCGGAAACAAGAUCGUGGAGGAGGGUGAGGACUGUGAUUGUGGAAGGCCAGAGGAAUGCCUGGAGGUAGACAAGUGCUGUGUGGCGAGAGAUGAUGCCUUGAACAUACCCGGAUGUACGGUCAAGCAAGGAGAGCAAUGCAGUUCUGUUGCCGGGGAGUGUUGCACUGAACAAUGUACCCCAAAAUCCAAAGCUCGUGUGUGCCGAGCAGAAACAGAGUGCAGCCUGGAAACUACUUGUGAUGGUAUGAGUGGACGUUGUCCUGAAGCGGAGUCCAAGCCAAGCAAUGUGACAUGCAAUGGAGGAUCAAACACAUGUCUCCAUGGCAGCUGUACUGGUUCAAUAUGUGCACUAUAUGAGACCACUGAGUGUGAAUGCUACCAGAACAAAGACGAAAUGUGUCAUGUUUGUUGCAACAACAGUCAGGGCGAGUGCGUAUCAGCUCAGGAGUUCCUGGGUCGAGUCGUUCUCAAGCCUUCCGGGAGCACUUGCAAGUCUCACCAGGGUUACUGUGACUCAUAUGGUGUAUGUGUCAUUGUGGACAAUGAAAGUGAACUUAACAAACUCAGGGACACUUUCAGGGGAUUCUUCGCUAAGACGGCCAUGAGUGACAUAACAAACUGGAUAAAGAGACACUGAAUCAGCAGCAUGUAC
Molecule: messenger RNA, 1946 nt
Organism: Orbicella faveolata
Lineage: Eukaryota; Metazoa; Cnidaria; Anthozoa; Scleractinia; Merulinidae
Product: disintegrin and metalloproteinase domain-containing protein 10-like
Biological process (GO): membrane protein ectodomain proteolysis; Notch signaling pathway
Cellular component (GO): plasma membrane
Molecular function (GO): metalloendopeptidase activity
Source: RefSeq, a predicted model, not a curated record